Messenger RNA from Dreissena polymorpha, 2973 nucleotides. Its product is annotated as serine-rich adhesin for platelets-like. Bases 1 to 2973 code for a protein of 990 amino acids. The transcript is spliced from 8 exons. The record is from RefSeq and is a predicted model, not a curated record. Lineage: Eukaryota; Metazoa; Mollusca; Bivalvia; Myida; Dreissenidae.
AUGAACCAGAGACUUCAACACACUCAGGAACUACACAGGAAUCGGAGACUUCAACCCAUUCGGGAACAACAUAGGAAUCUGAGACUUCAACAUCCUCGGGAACAACACAGGACACGGAGACUUCAACACACUCCGGAACUACACAGGAAUCGGAGACUUCAGCCAAUGCGGGAACAUUAUAGUAAUCAGAGACUUCAACAUUCUCGGGAACAGCACAGGAAUCGGAAACUUCAACAUCCUCGGGUACAACACAGGAAUCGGAGACUUCAACACACUCAAGAACUACACAGGAAUCAGAAACUUCAGUCCCUUCGGGAACAACAUAGUAAUCAGAGACUUCAACAUUCUCGGGAACAACACAGGAAUCGGAAACUUCAACAUCCUCGGGAAAACAAGACUUCAACAUCCUCGGGAACAACACAGGAAUCGGAGACUCCAACAUCUUCGGGAACAACACAGGAAUCAGAGACUUUUAUAUCCUCGGGAACUACACACGAAUCGGAGACUUCAACAUCCUCGGGAACAACACAGGAAUCUGAGACUUCAACAUCCUCUGGAACAACACAGGAAUCGGAGACUUCAACACCUUCGGGAACUACAAAGGAAUCUGAGACUUCAACAUCCUCGGGAACAACACAGGAAUCAAAGAUUUCAACAUCCUCGGGAACAACACAGGAAUCGGAGACUUCAACCCCUUCGGGAACAACACAGGAAUCGGAGACAUCAACACCCUCCGGAACAACACAGAAAUCGGAGACUUCAACAUCCUCGGGAACAACACAGGAAUCGGAGACUUCAACAUCCUCCGGAACAACACAGGAAUCAGAGACUUCAACAUUCUCGGGAACAACACAGGAAUCGAAAAUUUCAACAUCCUCGGGUACAACACAGGAAUCGGAGACUUCAACACCGGGAACAACACAGGAAUCGGAGACAUCAACCCCUUCGGGAACAACACAGGAAUCUGAGAUUUCAACAUCCUCGGGAACAACACAGGAAUCGGAAUCAAAGACAUCAACAUCCUCGGGAACAACACAGGAAUCGGAGACUUCAACACCCUCGGAGACAACACAGGAAUCGGAGACUUCAACACCCUCGGGAACAACACAGGAAUCGGAGACUUCAACACCCUCGGAGACAACACAGGAAUCUGAGACUUCAAUAUCCAAGGGAACAACACAGAAAUCGGAGUCUUCAACACUCUCGGAAUCAAAGACAUCAACAUCCUCGGGAACAACACAGGAAUCGGAGACUUCAACCCCUUCGGGAACAACACAGGAAACGGAGACUUCAACACCCUCGGGAACAACACAGGAACCGGAGACUUCAACACCCUCGGAGACAACACAGGAAUCUGAGACUUCAAUAUCCACGGGAACAACACAGAAAUCGGAAUCUUCAACACCCUCGGUAACUACACAGGAAUCCAAGACUUCAACAUCCUCGGGAAUUAAAGACAUAAACAACCCCGGGAACAACACAGGAAUCGGAGACUUCAACAUCCUCGGGAACAACACAGGAAUCAAAGACUUAAACAUCGUCGGGAACAACACAGGAAUCGGAGACUUCAACAUCAUCGGGUACAACACAGGAAACGGAGACUUCAACAUCCUCGGAAUCGGAGACUUCAACAUCCUCGGGAACAACACAGGAAUCGAAGACUUCAACACACUCAGGAACUACACAGGAAUCAAAGACUUCAACAUCUUCGGAAACUACACAGGAAUCAAAGACUUCAACUUCCUCGGGAACAACACAGUAUCGGAGACUUCAACACCUUCGGGAACAACACAGGAAUCUGAGACUUCAACAUCCUCGGGAACAACACAGGAAUCGGAGACUUCAACACCCUCGGAAUCGGAGACUUCGACAUCCUCGGGAACAACAAAGGAAUCGGAGACUUCAACAUCAUCGGGAACAACACAGGAAUCGGAGACUUCGAUAUCCUCGGGAACAACACAGGAAUCGGAGACUUCAAUAUCAUCGGGAACAACACAGGAAUCGGAGACUUCGACAUCCUCGGGAACAACACAGGAAUCGGAGACUUCAACAUCACCGGGACCAACACAGGAAUCGGAGACUUCGACAUCCUCGGAAACAACACAGGAAUCGGAGACUUCAACAUCCUCGGGAACAACAAAGGAAUCGGAGACUUCAACAUCAUCGGGAACAAAACAGGAAUCGGAGACUUCGAUAUCCUCGGGAACAACACAGGAAUCGGAGACUUCAACAUCAUCGGGAACAACACAGGAAUCGGAGACUUCGACAUCCUCGGGAACAACACAGGAAUCGGAGACUUCAACAUCAUCGGGAACAACACAGGAAUCGGAGACUUCGACAUCCUCGGAAACAACACAGGAAUCGGAGACUUCAACAUCCUCGGGAAUAACACAGGAAUCGGAGACUUCAACAUCAUCGGGAACAACACAGGAAUCGGAGACUUCAACAUCCUCUGGGACAACACAGGAAUCGGAGACUUUAAAAUCCUCGGGAACAACAAAGGAAUCAGAGACUUCAACAUCCUCGGGAACAAUACAGGAAUCGGAGACUUCAACACCCUCGGUUACUACACAGGAAUCCAAGACUUCAAUAUCCUCAGGAACUACACAGGAAUCGGAUACUUCGACAUCCUCGGGAACAACACAGGAAUCGGAGUCUUCAACAUCAUCGGGAACAACACAGGAAUCGGAGUCUUCAACAUCCUCGGGAACAACACAGGAAUCGGAGACUUCGACAUCCUCGGGAACAACACAGGAAUCGGAGACUUCAACAUCCGCGGGAACAACACAGGAAUCAAAGACUUUAACAUCCUCGGGAACAACACAGGAAUCGGAGACUUCGACAUCCUCGGAAACAACACAGGAAUCGGAGACUUCAACAUUCUCGGGAACAACACAGGAAUCGGAGUCUUCAACAUCCUCGGGAACAACACAGGAAUCUGAGACAACAUCCUCGGGAACAACGCAGGACUAA